UUAAACCCUAAAAACAGGGUUUGGAUGCCUUUCAUGGCUGUCCUUCAGAAUUGCCUAUUUAUUCACUAAUUUUCCAGUCUCAGUGAAUCUCUUCGGCUUUCUGUUUUUAUUAUUUCUUAAUUAAUUCAUCUUAUUUGCAAUAAGAGUGAUUUUUAUUCAAUAAAGAAUCGCAAUGUCGGAAAAUAAUUCUCAAUCCGGUUCAGUUCAAAACCCCAGAGUGACAUGGGAAGGUUGCAGUGUCUUGCUCGACAUCAACGAUGGCGACCGUUUGGUUUUUGCUCGCCUAUCGGCCGCAUCGACGUUGAAAAUUGGGAAUAAGAGCUUCCCUCUGCAGCCCCUAAUUGGGUGUCCUUUCGGGUCUUUGUUCCAAGUCGAAAACGGCGACAAUGGGCCUUAUUUGUCUCGCUUUAUUCCCUCCAUAGAAGGCAAUAAUAUUCAAGAGAAAGGAGACUUUCAGUCACAAGAGAUAUCCAAAGAUAAUCGAGCAUUAGUUGAUAAUAAUAAAGCCCAAAGCCUAACUGGUGAAGAUAUAGAUACAAUGCGAAGACAGGGUGCAACAGGUGAUGAAAUAGUUGAUGCCCUGAUUGCUAAUAGCGCUACAUUUGAAAACAAAACAUUGUUCUCACAAGAAAAAUAUAGGCUUAAGAAACAGAAGAAAUAUGCACCCAAAGUACUUUUGAGGCGCCCUUUUGCUCGAAGUAUAUGUGAGGCAUACUUCAAGAAAUACCCAGCAAGAAUUGGAUUCUUGCGAGUGGAUACAUUAUCUCUUCUGCUUUCCAUGGCCAAUGUUUCUGCAAAUUCUGAUGUUCUCGUAGUGGAUAUGGUUGGUGGCCUUCUAACUGGUGCCAUGGCAGAACGUUUAGGAGGUACUAGUUAUGUUUGCAGUACAUAUCUUGGAAGUACACCAUAUCCCAUGGAUGUAGUCAGAAUAUUCAACUUUAGUGAUGAAGUUUGUAAGAGGAUUGUGCGGUCUCCUCUGACUGAACUCUCUUUAUCCCAAACUGGAUCUUCUGAGCAAAUUAACCAGCAGGAAGAUGUCCUUAACAUGGAAUGCCUGUUGAAUCAUCAGAUGCCUUCAUCAGUCAGCAUGGAAGGAAUUUCUCCUCCAUGUGAAAAUGACAUCUCAGAUCUUAUUCCUGAGACUACUGUUUCUCUUGUAAACAAAAAGGGCAAUUCCACAAAGGCUGGAAAUAAGGCUCCACAACAAGCCAUCGACUCGUGGAAGAAAAAUGGUUUUUCUAGCCUAAUAAUAGCUGCUCCAGACCUUGAUACUUGGGACCUGAUUAAAGAUCUUCUGCCGCUUCUAUCAAAUUCAGCUCCUUUUGCAAUUUAUCACCAGUAUCUUCAGCCUCUUGCAACUUGCAUGCACAAUCUGCAGCUUGAGAAAAUGGCAAUUGGCUUGCAAAUUUCAGAACCUUGGUUGCGCGAAUAUCAGGUGCUCCCAUCAAGAACCCAUCCAUGCAUGCAAAUGAAUGCGUUUGGUGGCUAUAUUCUUAGUGGGACUAAAAUAUCUAGCAGCUAGCCCAGCUACGAAGCAAGAAAAUCACUCAUUUCAUGGAGGUAUGCUUGUUUGUUGGCCAGAAGAACAGAUGUCUCCAAAAUGUACACUAGCUUUUCAUUCAUAUAAUAUUAUCUGUAAACUUGCAACUACA
Corylus avellana is the source of this 1652-nucleotide messenger RNA. RefSeq names its product eukaryotic initiation factor 3 gamma subunit family protein. NCBI's taxonomy places the organism in Eukaryota, Viridiplantae, Streptophyta, Magnoliopsida, Fagales, Betulaceae. Gene Ontology annotation, biological process: tRNA methylation. Gene Ontology annotation, cellular component: nucleus; tRNA (m1A) methyltransferase complex. The record is from RefSeq and is a predicted model, not a curated record.